CCUCCCCCUCCUACCCUCCCUUAUCCUUCCUCGCCCCGCCUCCCUGCCCGCGCCUCACCAUGUCCGGUCACGUUGAGAUGGCUAAGACCCCGGUCGGCCCUGCGUCGUACUUCACCUUCCUGAUGGCCGCCGCCGUGACCAUGGGCUUCCCUCUGCUCAACCUGCUGCUCACCCGUGGCCAGCUGUCCAACCUGCCGCUGCUCAUCCUGGCCGCCGUCGCCGCCGGUGCCCUCCUGAUCAAGCCCUACAGCAGCGAGGCCAACAGCCGCCACUCCAAGAUCGUCCGUGCCCUCCGGCCCAAGUCCACCGUUUCCUACAACCAGCUGUCGGAGAUGGCUGUUUCCCCGGCGGUCGCCUAUGCCAUUGGCUCGGUCAACCUGAUCUACAUCAUCGUCUACAUCUUCGUCCAUGCCCUGACCCCGCUGCCCGGCCUGCUCCACGGCAUCACCUCCAUCAUCGCCCCGGCCGCUGCGGUCUUCCUUCUGACCAAGAACUAGAACCGCUCGCUCGCCCUCGGUGUCCCCCCUCCUCCCCGCGCUCCGUCCCUCCCCCCCCCCUCCCAAGGGCGGAGGAGCAGGAGGGAGGGCCAUAUGCCUCCCGAUUGUCCUCUCCAUCGCACACACGUGCGCGCCCUUGCCGGGACGGGGCCGGUGUUGCGCUCUCCCCUGCGCCCGCCGGCCCUUGUCCCCCUCGUGUAGUUGAAACAACAAAAGUACCAAAUCUCUA
Messenger RNA from Fonticula alba, 726 nucleotides. RefSeq lists its product as hypothetical. The coding region runs from base 60 to 497 and encodes 145 amino acids. The record is from RefSeq and is a predicted model, not a curated record. Lineage: Eukaryota; Rotosphaerida; Fonticulaceae. The transcript has 5 exons.